Molecule: messenger RNA, 2768 nt
Organism: Anneissia japonica
Lineage: Eukaryota; Metazoa; Echinodermata; Crinoidea; Comatulida; Comatulidae
Product: dual serine/threonine and tyrosine protein kinase-like
Exons: 9
Coding region: 117-2768 (883 amino acids)
Biological process (GO): protein phosphorylation
Molecular function (GO): ATP binding; protein kinase activity
Source: RefSeq, a predicted model, not a curated record
CGAGGGUUGUAUGCAGCGCGGCGCUAUACGAUCUUUGAUUUGUGUGUGUCUCCACCGUAGGUCGGUCGGUGGUGAUGGAUGGUUGGUUUAGUGUUUUUUGAUGGUAAACAUACAAAAUGGCGGUGAACUUGCCGUCUGAAUUUAGAAAGUUUGCGAAGUUAACUGAACAAUUACAUAAGAUUUUAUGCAAUUCGAAAUAUUCUUUAGCUGAACUUGAAAGUGAAAGUAAUGAUCAUUUUACUGAAGAUCAAUUGUCAGCUCUUCGUCUGUCUGUUGAAGAUGAGCAUGCAGUCCACGACAUCAUUCACAAACAUCCAUGUAUCAUCGUCUUAGGGCAGACAUGUGCUUCAAAGGCAGCCAUUGUGAACACUCUGUUUGACAAAAAAAUUCUACCACUUGUUGAGGACCAACCGGACUAUAGUUGGCGGAUGAUACGAUUUAAAUAUGGUAAACAAACCUCUCUUAGUCUGACACUACCAAACAGCUUUGAGGUGCUAAAUGAUCAGGAAGCAUUUGGCACAGAAUGGACGGUUAUACCAAAAGAAGAAGUUGAACUUAGGGGUGACCUUCGACAUGACCCCUACGUAGCAAGUGCAAUUGUUGAUAUACAACUAAAUAGUUCUCUUAUUAUCGGAGGUAACCAAGUUAUUGUUGCCCCACAUUCAUUACCAAAUAUGGAUAUAACGCAAGUAUAUGAGAAAUGUCAAGAUAGUGUUUUGCCGAUUGUUCUUUAUGGAAUCAGCGAUGAAUUGUUACCGUACUCGGACUUAAGUGACCUGCUUGACCUUCGAUCGUGUCUGCAUGAUCUUCCUGUAUUGUUUAUUAAAACAAAGAAUUCUAAUGCAAAAUUGAAUGGUGCGCUACCAAAAAGUACUGUCACGGAUGCUAUUAAUCAAGGGGCACGCUUAAACCAAAACCAGGUUUCAACACCACCACAAACAGAACCACCUCAACGUCAGACAAGUAAAGCUAGUAGGGUCUAUUACCCCAAAGCAAUUCGAUCACCGAUUUUCAAGCAGAAAGAAAGAAAAGCACAAACUAGCCCUCGUAUUAACGCACCAUCUCAAAAUGGACUUGGUCUUUCGCAACAGCUUCACAACAUAGGAUUUCUAAGGACGACUUCCACCCUUCAAAGUCGACACCGGAAUAAUAUCAAUAAUUCAACGAGUAAGUUACUUGACGACUUAAAGAAUGUUGGUGGAAUUAUCAUGUUUGUGAAGAACACGUUGCAGCUCUAUCUCAUUAAAUCAACUACAGCAAUGCAAAACAUGCAUAUGCAAUCCAUGAAUAUGUUCAUAACGACGGCGUUUGACAUGGCGAGAGAAAUUCAGAUCACACCAAAGAGGAUAGAUUAUGCACGGCAACAAGAGGAGGAACUGUACAAAAAAUUACUGGAAAUUGCCAGUCAGAAACAAGAAGAGAUCAAACAUUUGAUAUCGGAGACCAUCGCAAACAUGAAAGAAGACUUGCUAUUGGAGGCAGAAUGUUACCAGUUUGUAGGUAUUAAGAUCCCAAAGAAAGGUGAGGCUUGCCAGCAGAAGGAUAUCAAACGUUGUCAGCAGCAGAUUCAGGAGCUUGUCGUGAAUAAGGUCAAUACAGCCGUCGUUGAGAAGCUCAUAGGCUCUGUCGAUUAUCUACGGGAAAGCUUUGUCGGAACUCUGACAAGAUGCCUGGAGAAUCUGGAGCAAGCAGACAGUGAAAGAGAAUCCUCAGCAAGCAUGGCUCUAAGACAAAUUUUGAAUGCUGCAUACCAGGUGGAAGUGAGUGCUCGGACAAGUUCAUCCUUCAUCAGAGUAAUAUGGGAACGAAUGAAAGAGCUUGGUUUAAAAACCAUGCCAUGGAAACACCCUCCUAAAGUUGAUGCAGAAUGGCGAAAAAAGGUUGCCUUGGAGAUGAUCAGUAGUCUUAGCGAAUCAAAACUUGCCAAAAGUAUGACCUCACAGUUUAGAAAUCGUUUACAACACUCCCAUGAUGCAUUUUCUGCAUCUUUGAAGCAACUGGAAAUGAGGCAUUCUGGCCGACUGGAGAAAAAGGAGGAACAGCGAAUGAAAGUCCGGAAGGUUCAUGCCCCUAAACUGGCCCGACUUGCCCUGGAUAGCACGUCCUUACGUGACACUGUCCUAUUUGGUGUGCCUCAGCUUGGGCGUGAAAUUGGACGUGGUCAGUACGGGGUUGUGUAUUCUUGUGAAUCUUGGGGUGGCUACACGCCAUGUGCUGUCAAGUCCGUUGUACCUCCAGAUGACAAACACUGGAAUGAUCUAGCUUUAGAGUUCCAUUAUACAAGAUCAAUUCCUGAGCAUGACCGUGUAGUGGCCUUGCGUGGUUCAGUUAUCGAUCAUAAUUACGGUGGUGGAUAUUCCCCUGCAGUGCUUCUUCUAAUGGACCGCAUGCAACGCGAUUUACACGCUGCCAUUAAAGGGAACCUAGACUUCCCAAGCCGGCUCCAGGUGGCUUGUGAUGUCGUAGAAGGCUUACGUUACCUACACAGCCUAGGCUUAGUACAUAGAGAUGUCAAACUGAAGAACGUUUUGUGUAUGGUGGAAAGUUACAUGCAUCAGUGUUAUUUCUAUCCAAUGUUUUUUACAGGAGUUCGUCCGGAGAAACUCGAUGUGUUUGGUGAUAAAUCCUGGAGCUUGAUGUCAGCAUGUUGGGCGGGAGAAAUAGACAAGCGCCCUUUACUGGGCGAGGUCCAAGACAGGCUGGUAGAAAUUCGCGAUCAUGCUGUUCAAAUCGAGAACAAAACGACUAAAAGGAAUGAUACAAUGUAA